Messenger RNA from Motacilla alba alba, 9550 nucleotides. RefSeq names its product potassium two pore domain channel subfamily K member 13 (gene KCNK13). The coding region runs from base 132 to 1427 and encodes 431 amino acids. Gene Ontology annotation, molecular function: potassium ion leak channel activity. The transcript is spliced from 3 exons. The record is from RefSeq and is a predicted model, not a curated record. Gene Ontology annotation, biological process: potassium ion transmembrane transport; stabilization of membrane potential. NCBI's taxonomy places the organism in Eukaryota, Metazoa, Chordata, Aves, Passeriformes, Motacillidae. Gene Ontology annotation, cellular component: membrane.
CGCCGGGCUCCGCGGCGCCCUGAGCCCCGCGGCCCCGCGUCCGGCUGGCGGGCGGCGCCGCGAUGCCCGGCGGCGGCAGCAGGGCCCCGACGUAGCGCGGCGGCGCGGCAGCCCGGUCCCGCGGGCGGAGGAUGGCGUGUCGCGGCGCCUGCUGCUGCUCCAGCGCGGGUCGCCUCAACGCGGACAACGCGCGGUUCCUCCUGCUGGCGGUGCUGAUCGUGCUGUACAUGCUGUGCGGCGCCGCCGUCUUCUCGGCCAUCGAGCUGCCCACGGAGCGGGAGGCUAAGGAGCGCUGGGAGGAACGCCUGGAGAACUUCACCCGGCGCCACAACCUCAGCCGUGCCGAACUCCGGCACUUCCUCCGGGAAUACGAGGAGGCUAGCGUGGCCGGCAUCCGCGUCGAUGACAUCCGGCCCCGAUGGGAUUUCACCGGCGCUUUCUACUUCGUGGGCACCGUCGUUUCUACUAUCGGCCGCUGGAAGUUGGAGGGGAUCUCUGGAGCUUGUCUGGCACAACCCCCAUACUCCAAGCAGGGAUUUGGUAUGACCACCCCAGCCACCGUUGGAGGCAAAAUUUUUCUGAUAUUUUACGGCCUUAUAGGAUGUGCAGGGACCAUUUUGUUCUUUAACCUGUUCCUGGAGCGCUUGAUCACUGUCAUAGCUUACGUCAUGAAGUCCUGCCACGAAAGACAGCUGAGGAGGAAGGGGGUUCUCCCUCACAACGGCCGGCGGGGCUCAGGGACCUCUGAGGUGGACAGCCUGGCGGGCUGGAAGCCCUCUGUGUACUAUGUAAUGCUGAUUUUAUGUGUAGCAUCCCUCAUCAUUUCCUGCUGUGCCUCUGCAAUGUACACACCAAUUGAAGGGUGGAGUUACUUUGACUCACUUUACUUCUGCUUUGUGGCCUUCAGCACCAUUGGUUUUGGUGAUCUGGUCAGUAGCCAAAACAUCAGGUAUGAGAGCCAAGGCCUUUACCGCUUUGGCAACUUUGUCUUCAUACUCAUGGGGGUGUGCUGCAUCUAUUCCUUAUUUAAUGUGAUCUCUAUUGUCAUCAAGCAAUCCAUUAACUGGAUAUUAAAGAAAUUGGCCUGCAAGUGCUGCCACAGGUGCCAAAGAAGAUUAUUUCAUUCACGGAGGAACGUGGUGAUGCCAGGAAAUGUGCGCAGCCGGAGAAAUAUCUCCAUCGAGACUGACGGUGUCAAUGAGAGCGACACGGACGGACGCCGUCUGUCAGGGGAGAUGAUCUCCAUGAAAGACUUCCUGGCCUCCAAUAAAGUCUCACUGGCCAUCAUGCAGAAACAGCUGUCAGAAACUGCUAAUGGGUAUCCGAGGCAAAUGAGCUCUAACUCUAAGCAAAAUGGAUUCUCUGGUGGGGUUGGAGCCCUAGCAAUUAUGAAUAACAGACUGGCAGAGACAAGUGUGGAUAGAUAAAAUAAUGACAGUAAUAACAGUGAAACAGUUACCAUUUAAUAACAGUGGUUAUUAAAUGUAAUAACAGUGAACCAUUUCAACAGGUAUUGAAACAACAUGAGUCAAGGGAAAUAGCUAGGGAGAGAGCACCACCUGAGGGUGGGAUCAUGUGAAGAGCAUACCUCCUAAUGGAAGACCUCUUGACUUUUUGGGGGGCUGUCACUUCAUGUUUUUGUGUUGUACCAGUCCCAGCCUUUCUUCUUCCCCAUCACUCUGCUCCUCAAGCAGGUUACUGCAGGAGGAUUUUAAUUUAGCCUUCAGAUAAAAUUUCUGGGUCCUGUUCUUCUCCAUUAUGUGACAUACAGAUUUCAGGAUAAGAAAUCUGUGGGAUGAGAAGAAACCAAGUGUGUCUACUGAACACAUUCUUUAUUCAGAGAUUGUUUGGAGCUCUCUGUCUUACUCUCAUCAUGCCUGUUUCCUGGAAGUGACUUAUCUGAGACCAAAAGAUGAAUCAGCUUUUGUGAUAGUGCAGAUCUAACUUAAUGGAAAAUAGUAUGAAAGUGGGUAGGUAUAUUCUGGAGCUAUUGUAAUGUGAAUGGGGAGAGAAUUUUGCCUUUAGAAUUUAUUUAGUCUUUCCUAUAAUAGGAUACUGUCAAAAGUGAUAGAAUAAAAACUUAUCUUACUUUUGUUUUCUUCAUUUUCAAAACACGAUUCUUUUCCAAGGAUACUUUUUCUUCUAGAGUUGAAUCACUGUGGCUUUCUGCUUCAAAAAUGUAAAAUUAAAUUGAAAAUUGACAUACUGAUGAGUGGUAUGAAUUAUUCCACAAUAGCAAUCAAAGACUUUCCAAAUUUCUGUUCAUAUUUGCCUCAAUUGUGACUGAAGCAUCAGCAUCUGUAAUGCAACCAGUUACUGAGUUUACACAACAGGCUUUAGUAUGCAAUUAGAUUGCCAUGCCAGCAUCCAGAGUGUUAUUAUGAAUGACUGUGAUCACAGAAUCACUUUGGCAGUGUCCUUUUUCUCUUUCGUGUAACUCUGUCAUUCUUCAUCUAUUUCUCUGGCUUUCAGUGAUAGUAAUGACAGUGUCUUGAUUAGAGAAAUAGAAAAUGUUUUAAUUCCUUGUUUUCUCAAUGAAAUGCCCUGAGUGCUCAUUAUGACUAGAAGGGAAAUUUCAAUGAGAAGAAUAAUAACAGUGAGAAGAUCAUGAAAACAGGAAAAGAAGUGAUCUUUAAUGACAGUGAAAUCAUCCUUUGUAUUAGGUAGCUAGAGAAAUAAGGAAUUAAAUUAACAUAAAAUCUAGCAAGAAUUUAAGGAAGACUGGGCUGAAUUCCUGGGCUAAACAAUAUACAAGGGUGUAAAUAAGCAGAACUGGUCACAAAGGACCCCAUCCCUGGAAAGAGUAGUAUAUGCAUCAGGACUAAAUAUUUUCUCACAGCUGGAAAGCCUUUCAGAAUACUGCAAUAUUAGGAAAUUUAGAACAUCAUUAUGUAGUUCUCUCAUACGAACAAUGAAGAUAGCCUCUUCAGUUUAAUUUGUAUUAGGAGUUAAUUAUUUUUCUUCAUUCUGGCCUAAAGUUCUUUUACUUAGGUUUCUAAUAUUGUAGAACAACAUUUUAAUACUAAUUGUAUCAAUAUUUGAAUUUGAAAACAAAAGCUUGAAAUCCUUUAGUAUAAUAAGCUAACCCAAGAUAUUCAACAAAUGUACUUAACUAGUUGUUAAGUACAUUUGCAAGCUCUUUUGACAUCAUUAGGGGUAAAAAUCCUGAUUUAAAGUCAAAUCCUGCUGUUCUUAGUUACAAGGAAAGCUUCAAACUGAAGUUAUCAGUCCAAAUUCUGAUAUAUGUCAACUAAUCUGUGCAGCAAUGGAAUAGUCUUAACAGUAUCCCUUCACAUUUGCAUCCAUCUAAAAUCUGAAUCAGCUUCCCAACCUAACUUUUGCGAGAAAUGCAGUUUUAUUCGGUUUUUUUGGGGGGGUUAUGUAUUAGCAAAAGUUGCUACUGAGCUAUUUAAGAUGAAAUUAUAAUACCUAAGAUCCAUUACACUGUUACACUUUUCUUUUUUUAAAUCCCAAGGCCUUCUUUGUCUUAAUCUCACUGAAUAAAAAUACUUGGCUAUAAAAACAGAGAAGUACUGCUCUGUAGCGUUCUUUCCAAAUUCAUUCAGAAACAUCUCUGUUCACUGCCUGUAAGCCUAAGACCUCAUUGUUAUCAAUGUAUUCCUCUGCCAACUAGCAGAAAUAGUAUAGGACUUAACCCAUUGCUUCAGCAAUCAAGAGGGUCUUAGAUGGUUUCAAGACAUGAGACAGUUGUGUUGCUCUGUUCCAUUCUUUCUGGUAACCGGUCUCUCAUCAGCACAGAGGAAUCUUUGUCAGCUAUUUUCAGUAGGUCUGAAAACAUCUAUGGUUAUGAAAACAAGGGACUAAUAAAUAGUCUUAUCCAAGAGACUUGGCAAGGCUGUGAAGGAUCUUUGGUGUACACUAGCUCUGUUUUCAUUGAUCAGCCCUGACCUUCUGCUUACUCAAGCACUGCCUUCCUCAUGGCCCAAGCCUGCCAGGUGCAAGACCUCUGCACUGGUUUUGUGGUUGGAUUUCAUGUCCCCUGAAGGUAAUGAGGGAAUAGCUGCAUGAAUAAUCUCUAUACAGAUGUCAAUUGCCAGAGAUGAAGGACCAGCAUAUUGUGUCCCUGUGCCAUCUUGUACCAUGAUGUCAUCCUGUCCCUAAGAGACCUCUCUGACUUUGUCAUUGAGUUCCCCUUACAGCAGCCACACUCAACAUUGGAUGAGGUAACUUUGCAAAGGAGACUGUAGAAUUCUUAGAGAAUAUCUGUGGAUAAAUAAGACUUUUAAGAUCAGAGAGAGAAAUUUCUGGCUACGGUCCCAUGGUACUACUACAAUUGUUUUACUAAAGGCCUUGAAGAUAGAAAUCCCCAAAAGCUCUGAUUAUAAUGAGCUAUAAUAUUAUAGUUUAAUAUCAAGAUAUUAAAUUUAAUAAAUAUAUUAAAGAUAAUAAAACAAGUGGCGAUACAGAUGUACACAUACCAAAAAAAGAGCAUAAUUUAACACAGUAGUGACAAAUGCCCAUCCUCUGUGAAAAGUAAAUUACAAUAAAAAUACAGAUAACAUCACAUUUCUUGCAUUACUGUUUAAAGUAGCAAUGAGGAAUUAAAGGAGAUAGUCAGGGAUCUAUUUUCAAAACUGUGCAAAUUUUCAUGCCAUAUUUCUUAAUACUAAAAUCUCAGUCAACAAGACAGAAACCUGUUUUCAAAAGUACUGAGUUUCUCUGUUGCCUGCUGUGAAGUUUCAUGGUGGCUAUUGAGAUAUAGGAGUGAGGUUUUUAAGGCAAAAGUGCUUGGGAGAAAACCUUGGAUUCACUGAGAUUCUGAAUCUGCACUUUAAAAGGUCGGGAGUACCACUGAAAUCAAUGAGUUAAACUUCAGAUUGCAGCCUGCCAGGCCGAAACUAAAAGUCCUUAAUGGAGUAAUCUGCUGAAAUGUAACCUUAUAGUUAUGCCACAACUUAAUAAUAUCAUUAUUGAACAGUAUAAUUAUUUUGCAUUGAAAGGAAAUAUCUAGUGCUAACCAAAAUACAAUCAAAUAAAAGUAGAGGUAGCUCUUGGAGUUUUCUUGCUAGUUUAGUAAAAUGUGUGCAUCAGGCCCUUUGCUGGUAGGUGGGUGUGAAAGCAGUUACAUUCAUUUAUCUCCAUGAAGGACAUGGGCUGCUUUUUUCAAGGGCAUGAAUAGACUCUUCAAAGGCAUUUAGUUCCUGCUGGAAGUCAAUUAACUUCCCACCACACACAGACUUUCAGUGGAAGUCAGGUACCUGAUUCCCUUAGGCAAUUUUAGAACCCCAGCCAUGUAUUAGGUUUUGAAUCUAAGAUGACCUGACAGCGUCCCUGAAAAGUUCAAACAGUUGGAGCAAAGUUUCAGUGCUGCAGCACUCUAAUAGCUGAAUUAAUUUAUCUAAAAGCAUUUUAUCGUGAAAGCUUUGCAUCAACCAAAUAACACAAAUGAUGUUUACAUUUUGUUUGAUUUAAUCUUGGCCUCUGUCAGUUUUAAUUAUAUUUGACACAUUUACAAAUUGAAGAACAAAGAGAAGGUUGGGCUAGGCAUAAAAAACAAAGCAGCUUCAUUUCUCCAACUGAAUUGAUCAAGAGAAAGAGGUUAGGUUGGGAAAAGAGCUUCUUGAUUAAUAUUAUAUUUGAAUAAACUUUAUCUGGAGGUGGAGGGUAUUAAGUUGUUUGGAUGACUCCUCUCAACAGCUGUGGAAGUGGAACUCUUUGUGUGACCCCCUGAUAUCCCUACUCUGGGAACAGAAGCUGAGUGAGCCUUAGCUUAGAGAGGGGUCAGCAUUUCCAAGCAAUGCAGUUGGAAUCUUCUGUUGUUUUAAUUCAGGCCACUAACACUGGGCUAACACAGCACUUUCUUAGAUUCAUCAAGAAGUAGUAAAGUUAUUUUAUCUAAUUUCAUGUACAAGCUGUGGAGAAUCACCAAGUGUUUUCUUUCCCCUGGGCAGAAAAUACUGCCAAAUACACAAGUACAAUGUGUCUGAGAAUGUUCACAGUACUUUUUUGCUUAAUCCAGGAAAUAAGAAUAUAAUCCCUUCCCUACUCCUUAUUUUCCAAACAUCUACUGGCAUUGGCAACAAUAUCUGCUCAAAACUCUGCUUAUUACUUAAAAGGUCACAUUUCAUUAAGAAAAUUAAAGCCAUUGUUCAUCGAGGUGGACCAACAUAGUCUUAUUUUUUAUUAGAUUUAAGAGAAAAUGUGAACACAAAGACACUUCACAUCCAAGUAGUCAGAAGCUUUUUGAUAUAGUCUGUGUUUAUAGAGCUGUUUUGUGUCAAACCACACAAAAACCACAAGACUGCAGACUUAUAAGAGCAUAAGUAAGAAUAACCUUAUAGAAUAAAUACACUAUGUUGUAUUUUGGAUUUUUGCAGUUUCACUCUAAUAUAUGUCUUCAGUUUUCAUUAUUUGAAAUUAUUUGUGAUAACAGAAUAAAUUUAAAUUUGCAAAGAUUUUGAGAGGCACAGUAGUGAGAUAUGUUUUAAAUGAAAUAUUAUUCUCCACAGGCUGUCUAGCUUUCUACAAAGGGGAAGUUUGAUGAAAGGCAGAAUCAACUCUUUCCAAGCAAGGAUGCAAUUUCUGGACUCAAAUGGAUUUCCUAUUAGGUACAUACAGAAGCUCCCAGAGGGGCAAGAUGGCUUUGUUUUCACAAAUGUUAUCUUUCAAAAUGCUUUUCAAAGCUAUUCCCCCUUUUAAAGCCAUAGAAAACUGUCAGUGUUUUCAGUUUGUCUUAUCUGAGAAAACUUCACCUUGCUUUUUUCAUAUCUUUAGAAGAAAAAUAUGCACAUGAAGAAAAAUGAAAAUGACCUUACAUAACCUUUACAUGUAUUGCUUGGACCUGCAGAAAUCCUCCUCUUUAUCCUAAAUAAGUUUACAUCAGAGUAAUUUCUCCAGCUCACCAAAGAGUUUUGGUCUUAUUAGUCAGUAGUCACAGCUCAAAUGAAAAGAACCUUUAAGUUGUAUUUGUUCAUCUGUUAAAUGAGGUCUGAGCAGUGGGUGCUCAUUGUUCAUCUGUUAAAUGAGGUCUGAGCAGUGGGUGCUGUUCUAAGUUUGUUAGCAUCCAAAAGGCUGGAAUUACCAUUGUUCUCAUCUCUGCAAUGGUCAGGGAGACACUGAGUUGUGUCCAGAAGAGUCCUUAGUGCUGCAGUAGCAGCAAUUGCUGGCCAUUAACCUCUGGGUGUCCUGCUGUCUGCACUUAGUGCCCAGGGCCAGAACUAGACAGAGAGAAUGCUGUCCAGAACCACCAUUUCAGAGAUGCACAGAAUAAUUUGCUCUGGAUGCCAGUCUGUCACCCUUUUCCAAAGCAGGCCUAGCUAGUUCCUGCCCAUCUGUAAUUUCUGGGUGAUGCUUCUUCAGCACUGUUGACAGUGUACUCACUGAACAACAUCCCUACCAAGAGAAAGUGACAGACCUUCCUCUGCACUAUCGCAUUUGGGCAAAUACUUGGCUCUAAGUUAAACAAAUUUCUUUGUAAAUAGCAUCCAGACUGGUGCUUUUCUCAGCCUCAUGCUUAGCAGAUGGGUAUUUUGAUCCCUAGGUAUCAUUGUCGUUGGCGAUCUUAUUUGAGAUGGCAGGGACUGAAAAGGUCAGACUGUCUGCCCUAGGCUCCUAGGCAGGGGUAUUACUCUUUUGGCAAGCAACCCAUGGCACUUUGGCUCUACACAUUGGAUGUGGCUGGAUUCUCACUCAAGAAUGGAUUCUGCUCUGCUGAAAUCAAUGGAGACUUUGCUUCUGGAUUCUGGAUUUAUCUGGCAUUUUGUACAAGAAUUAAUUUCACUUUGCAAAAUAAUCCAAAGAAAUGUGGCUAUCCUUUUGCUUUGCUUUUACCAACAACUGUGCAAAUGCUAAUUCUACUCAUGCAGCGCUGUGUUCUGCAAUAAGUUACUGCCCAGGAACCAUUUUUUGGUCUACAAAAUAAUCAUCUACUUCUAAAGAAGCCCAAUUUAAAAUUUAAAGUACCCAGAUUAUUAUCUCUAAGAAUUGUUUAUCUGCUGAAAAAAUUCUAGAAUUCUAACAAAUAAUAUAUUUUGCAUGAAAAUUUCUGCAGUUUUGCAAGGGUAAAGAAAGGAAAAGUUGCUCUGUGCUGACUGCUUGUGUCAGCUUGUUCUUUCCCUCAGCUUUCUGCUCUCAGUCCACACCUGCAGGACCCUUCUCUCUCUUUUUUUUUUAUUUUCCAUUUAUCUUUUUUCUUAGUUCAUCAAAUUCUUCUGUUAGCCAAAUAUAUCAUGGUAUAUGUACCACACAAAGCAAGUCAGGAGGAAAAGCAAGCGAGGCACAGAGAGUUCUGAAUGCCCCAUCAGCUGACAAGGUGUCAAACAGAGCUUACACCUCCUCAGAUUGCAGCAUAGAUGCAAAGGGUAAACAACAAGUGUUGUGAUAUUUUAGCAUCUCUAAAAAAAAAGAUCCCUUUAAUAUGCCAGGAUUUUAACUUCUUUGUUCAUGGUUCUAUCCUUGCCUUUCGCUCUUUUACCUUCUUUGAAUGCCUAAGGCUUUAAGGCCCUGUGCAUGAACAACAGAAGCUACAGAAAUGUUUCACCCUAUUUGCAGAAGAUUUGGUCCGUGUUUGGCAUCAUGUAAUAGGUCUGUGCAAUAGCAGGAAUCCACAAACCACAGCCCAUGACAAUAAGAAAAUGGAGAAUUUUGUCCUGCUUCUAAUGAGUUUCCAGUGUUAGAGAUUUCACAGUUGUCCCAGGCAACCUAUUGCAAACCUAUUGCAGAGCAUCUUAAUUUUAAACAUUUUCCUGGGCACUAAAUUUAUCUCUCCCUUGCUACAGCUGAGACACAUUUUUUGCAUUUGAACCCUGCUGAAUAUGGAGAACAGAAUAUUGCCUUCCUUUUUGAAAGGAAGGUAUUUUUUUUACAAUAUCUCAUCUCAGUCUUUGCUAUCUCAGGCCAGAAAUAUCCCCUUCCUUAUGUGACAUUUUCUACCAUUGCUCUACCGUGCUCCAGAUUGUGAUUCAUCUCUUGGUCACUUUUCCUUUCAAGUACAGUGCUCAAAAUGAGAUACAGACAGAGAAAAUAUAUCGUUAAUAGAGCAUGGAGCAGCACAAUUAUUUUCCUCAUCUUACUUACCUAUCCCGUUCCUGUGUCUGGACUGGUGCUUGCUAUUUUAAAACACUGUUGAUUCAGCUUCAGUUUUUCAUAUAAUAUCAAUGCCAAAUUCUUUUUUUCAAAACUGUUACCUAAACUAUAGUGCUUCCAUUUAUGCAGGUGAUUAUUCCGAUAUACCAUUUUUCAUGGAUUGUUACUGAGUUUUUUCUGGUUUUUCCAGAUCACUUUCCCAUAUGCAUAUCAGUUUGAAUCCUAGUCUUUCAGCAUCUUUUCCACCAUGAAUGCCUGGAAUCAUCUUCAGACCUAAAAUUGUGUCCUGUAUUCCAUCAUCCAAGUUAGUAAUAAAAACAAUGACUCACUAUUUUUGCAAAACCGAGUCGAUACUUUCUUCCUGUUUUAAACAAAUCUAUUGGUCUCUACCUACUGUUGUGUGAACACUGUUUCCCAAUCAAUUUUACACUCAUUUGGUGUUAGUUUCAUCAAGUGUAAAACACAGUAAGCUGCAGUUGCAAUAUUUUUAUUCCUGGCUGUCAGA